UCGAAAGGCUUUUUCAGAUAAGCCUGUGUAGCACUUAUGCUAGCUCGCUAACCUUGUUCACAUCGCUCUCAAACUCUGGAGAGUGAAAAACUGCAACCAUGGCAUCUGUCUUGGACGCUCUCUGGGAAGACAGAGACGUAAGAUUUGACAUAACAGCUCAGCAGAUGAAAACUCGCCCAGGAGAAGUAUUAAUAGACUGUCUGGACUCCAUAGAAGACACAAAAGGAAACAACGGAGAUCGAGGACGACUGUUAGUAACAAACCUGAGAAUCAUCUGGCAUUCUUUGGCCCUGCCAAGAGUCAAUUUGUCUGUUGGUUACAACUCCAUUAUUAACAUUACAACAAGGACAGCUAACUCUAAAUUAAGGGGACAAACUGAGGCACUCUACAUCUUGACAAAGUCCAACAACACUAGAUUUGAGUUCAUUUUUACAAACGUGGUUCCAGGAAGUCCCAGGCUCUUUACUUCUGUCAUAGCUGUGCACAGGGCCUAUGAGACAUCUAAAAUGUACAGGGAUCUGAAACUGCGAGCUGCUCUUAUUCAAAAUAAACAGUUGAGACUUUUGCCUCGGGAACAAGUGUAUGAUAAAAUCAACGGAGUUUGGAAUUUAUCCAGUGAUCAGGGUAACCUUGGUACCUUCUUUAUCACCAAUGUUCGGAUUGUGUGGCAUGCCAAUAUGAACGAGAGCUUCAAUGUCAGCAUUCCUUACCUCCAGAUUUGGUCCAUCAGAAUAAGAGACUCAAAGUUCGGCUUGGCUUUGGUGAUCGAGAGUUCACGCCAGAGCGGUGGUUAUGUGCUGGGUUUUAAGAUUGACCCCGUAGAGAAGCUUCAAGAUGCACUAAAAGAAAUCAACUCAUUACAUAAGGUAUACUCUGCCAACCCCAUCUUUGGAGUGGACUAUGAAAUGGAAGAAAAGCCCCAGCCGUUGGAUGAGCUCACAGUGGAACAGCCUCCUGAUGAUGUGGAAAUUGAGCCAGACGAGCAGACUGAUGCGUUCACCGCAUACUUUGCUGAUGGGAAUAAGCAACAAGACCGUGAGCCAGUUUUCUCUGAGGAGCUGGGCCUUGCUGUGGAAAAACUGAAGGAUGGAUUCACUCUGCAAGGACUGUGGGAAGUCAUGGGCUGAAAUGUUAUCAGACAUGUAUGUAAAAACAAUAAUUUGGGCUGUCAACAUUAAACACAGAUUAAUUACUAUUAAUUAUUAACUUACUUAAAAAAAAAAACACAGCUGGGCACCAGUUUAGCUUAGUGGGUAGAGCAGGCAUCCAUAUACUGAGGCUAUAGUCCUCAGUGCAUGGGUCACAGGAUUGAUUGCUGGUCUCGGAAAGGCAUAAAAUGUAUUCAAUCUAAAUAUAAAAGCAAGUAGGUUUCCAAACAGGAAGUGAAUCACCCUUAGUUUAAAAUAGUAGAAAAAAAUCAGUAUGACACAAAAACAGUUUUGAAUGCAGCAACAUGACAUUUUAAAACUGGCUAAAAAAGGAUGUAAUUAAUCAUGAUUAACUACAGAAAUUCUGAGCUUUAUUUGGCAAAUAUUGAUUGGGCAAGGCAAAUAUUGGAGCCUCUGACAUCACCAGUGUUGAUGGGGAAUAACCCUGCCCCCUAAUGCUACAAUGAUAUAAAAUCACAGAGCAGUUCAUCUCAAUACAGCCUGUUGUUAGCUGAUGUCACUGUCUUCAUUAAAAGUUAACAGCCAGUUAUAUGCUGUGUUUUUGUUCAUUGUGAGGUAAAUUUCCCAAAUCUGUCAGCCACGGUGGUCAGCAUGUCAUUAAAAGUAUCAAAACAGAGAGAUUUGUGCCAGAAAACAGUAGAUUUAAUCCCCAACUUCUGUCUGUGUGCUCUGGCACAGAGCCAGGCAGCUGUUCUAUGAUCAGAAGCUU
This is a messenger RNA of Cheilinus undulatus (humphead wrasse), 1878 nucleotides long. It is a transcript of the gene bbs5, whose product is annotated as Bardet-Biedl syndrome 5. Gene Ontology annotation, cellular component: ciliary basal body; BBSome. The transcript is spliced from 12 exons. Bases 99 to 1127 code for a protein of 342 amino acids. The record is from RefSeq and is a predicted model, not a curated record. Gene Ontology annotation, molecular function: phosphatidylinositol-3-phosphate binding. NCBI's taxonomy places the organism in Eukaryota, Metazoa, Chordata, Actinopteri, Labriformes, Labridae. Gene Ontology annotation, biological process: intracellular transport; cilium assembly.